AUGUCGACAGCGCGCGAGAAGAGGAAACGAGAUUCUAUUCGGCGAGAAACUGUUCUCGGAGACAAAGAAUUAGACGGCAGUUUGAAUCAAGGCGCCAGAACAAUCGAAGAGAGACGUGUGAGUGGUGGGAUUGGAUUUCGAGUUUUUUUUGCGUCAGGAGAUACUUUCACACAGAAAAAGGAGAUGAAAGAUAGGAAGAGCGAUUUUGCUGGAGUUCGUGCCGAUUCAGAAACAACGAACAGAAACCGAACAAGAAAAUGGUCGCGUUUGUUGAGUGUCGGCGACGACGUCGUCGACGACUCCCCGUCGUUCUUUUCAAAAAAAAAUGAAGAACGCAAGAAACAAAGAUACGCGCGAUUAAAGCAAAAGAACAGCUUCAGAUGGACGAACGCGGAAAUUCAAGACGACGAAGCGAGAGAGUUUAUCGUUGUCUAUAAUGGCACGCACGGACGCAGGUCGAUUGAAGUAGCGCUGAAAGAAGCGGCGAGAUCAACGUGUAAAGGCGAAGAGGAUUCGUACGUCUUAAAACGCAUGCCUCCUAAUUCAUUUUCCGUACUUGGAACCCCGUGCGCGGCGUCUCAUCUCACCUCGUCGUUAAGCGACGAUCGAAUCGUGGGCGUAGUUUUAAUUACGCCAUCGUUGAAGAUACGGAAAACUGCGGCACACUUAGCAAAACUAGCAGAAAAUAUGAAGCGGCUUUCCCAAAAUAGACGACGCACAAUGAAGGCAUACACUCGAAGUGAAGAGAAUAAGAUAUUAAGCGAGUUUGAAACAAAUCGAAAAGGACAUCUUGCUCUCUACGUCACUUUAGUUUCUGGAGAUGCAUUUUUUUCAGAAGAAGAAGAGGAGGAGGAGGAGGAGGAGGAGGAAAAAGACGCAUUAGCUUUCUCGACAGCCGCGAAAUAUAAAUUUAGCCGCGAUUUGGGAGUUUCUCCCGCUCUCGUUAAAGUCACCUCGAAAAACUCGCUGAAGAUGCAUGUGAGCGAUUUCAUCGCUACGGGUGAUAUCGUUCGUUAUUUGUCGCAGCAAGCGGCCGUUUCAAGCGUCUCGGUUCAGAAACGUCCGGUACUACACAACGUAUACGCGAGAGUUGUUGUGCAGCAUGGGAUUUUUGAUUUGACGACGAGCUCUUCGGACUCGGCUUCGUUGAUGGCGUCACCGCUUUGGAACGCUGGUAUUAGGGGUGAAAAUCAGGUGGUAGGCGUGGGAGAUACGGGUGUAUCGAUUGGUAGUUGCUACAUCAGUGAGCAAGAAAAGUUAGCGAUGUACCGCUCUUCCCUUGGUGAUUCCGUGGAUGGUGACGGACACGGAUCGCACGUCGUUGGUACCAUUGCCGGAGAAUCAAACAUAACGGGAUUCAUUGACGAUGGUAUGGCGCCACGAGCACGGAUUGCUUUCACGGAUAUCGAAAACUCCGCGCUCGGGUAUUUGACACUCGGAGAUAGUAUGGGAGACGAUUACUACGCGUACGCGUACGAUGUGAACGCUCGAAUACACUCAGACUCGUGGGGAGCUAGCGAGCAAUACGGAACCUACAGCACUUGGGAACAAGAGAUGGACUCCUUCAUAUACGAGAAAAAUGAUUUCUUACCGCUUCAAGCCGCAGGAAAUGAUGGUCUGUAUUUUUAUGAAGGAUUUGGUGUCGGUUCUCCGGCGGGCGCGAAGAACAUUUUGUCUGUCGGAGCUUCGCUUUCUCCCAGACACUUGUUCUAUGAAAAUAUAGAGUAUUAUCAUAAUUACUACGCCCAAGGUGUGAUUGUGACCGUCGAUGAUAAAAAUUACGAACACUAUCGCGGUGCGGGCGUUUUGUGGCGCUAUGGUAUAAAUCAGGUUUCUGAUUCGCGCUUCACGAGCGUCCAAUCGGUACCAGUCGCCGAAGCGACGUUUACGUAUCCGCCGCAUCCGCCGUCGCCACCACCAUCGCCACCACCGCCACCGUCGCCUUCCGAUCCCUCACCACCACCGUCGCCCCCUCCGUUGCCACCACCCUAUGCAGGAACUCCGUCAUCUCCGCCGUCACCUCCACCGCCAACGCCACCACCUCUGUAUUCUUACGACCCGCCGUGUCGAGAUUAUCUGGACGUAGCAUCUGCAGCGACUCUAGCUGGAAAACUUGCUUUGAUAGCGAUGGAAAAUAACAUAAUCACGUGUAACUCGGCGUAUAAAGCGAAGCAGGCCCAAGACGUGGGAGCCAUCGCCGUGAUUCUAUAUUUUGUUGAAAAUUAUCCGUAUCUCUUUCCUACGGACAAGAGUUGGUACAAUUUACCGCGAGGAUCUAUAACAGAUUUAACGAUUCCAGUAGUAUUUACAAGCUUUAAAGAUGCUUAUUUCCUAUCCACGAUUUCUGGGAGCGUAAGUUUCACCGCGUUUACGUACGAUGGCGACGCACCGGAAGAGCACAUGGCGUACUUUUCAUCACCCGGCCCAACGUAUCCGGAUUAUCGCAUCAAGCCAGAUGUAUCUGCACCUGGUACCUUUAUUCGAAGCGCGUCAAAGGUUACCGAGUGCGAUUCGAGCGAUGAUUCAAGUUCUACGACGAUUUUAUCUGGGACAUCGAUGGCAACGCCGGUAGUUGCUGGAUCGGUCGCUUUAGUUCGUCAAUAUCUACAAGACGGCUUUACAAACGGAGGAGUUGUUGCAAACACAACUAUAUCUAAUCCUUCGGCGGCAUUACUUCGAGCGGUUAUUAUCAACGGAGCGCAAAGUAUGAGAGGUAUGGAUAUAGAGUCUGGAUUUCCUUUGGAACAAGCUCCAUCGUUCAAGCAAGGCUGGGGACGUGUUGAUUUAAUCAAGAGUCUGAGAGUAGAAGGAAAUGACGACUCGCCGCCAACUUUUUACGCGCGCGAGAGUGUGCUGACAGACAAUGAUGAAACCGUCGUUCCGUCCUACGAGGGCGCGUGCGUUGAAGUGACAAACUCUGCUCUUCAAGAAGAUAUAUGGGCUCUUACUUUCACGCUCGCGUGGUCUGACCCUAGCGACGACGUAACAACAGGAUCGAUUUUAAACAACGAUUUGGAUUUGCAGCUCUAUAAGUGGAACUACGAUACCGGAACGAGUCAAUUCGUAGCGCCGCUCAUCGGUAACGAUCGAACAAACAACGUGGAGAAAAUCGUUUGGAGUAAUCCAGAAGUUGGGGAAAGAUACUUUGUUCGAGUAUCGCGAUACGGAGAGCUUCUAACAAAAGGAGUUCAAAAACGAGCUCGAGCAAUGUUUGACACCUUCUCCUCCAAGCCCACCGCCGCCAACACCGCCACCUUCUCCCCCUCCGUCUCCACCGCCUCCGAAUCCUCCUCCUUCUCCGCCACCAAGACCACCGCCGAAUCCGCCCCCGUUACCUCCGCCAAAUCCACCUCCUUCGCCACCUCCUUCGCUACCGCCGAAUCCGCCCCCGUCGCCUCCGCCGAGUCCACCAUUGCCUCCUCCUUCUCCGCCGCCGUCGCCUCCUCCAAGCUCCCCACCUUCUCCUCCUCCGACGCCUCCGCCUGCGCCACCGCCAAGACCUCCGCCUUCUCCUCCGCCUUCUCCUCCACCGUUACCUCCACCAUUGCCUCCUCCUAG
Messenger RNA from Bathycoccus prasinos, 3558 nucleotides. RefSeq lists its product with no specific name. Gene Ontology annotation, molecular function: serine-type endopeptidase activity. Gene Ontology annotation, biological process: proteolysis. Bases 1 to 3558 code for a protein of 1185 amino acids. The record is from RefSeq and is a predicted model, not a curated record. The transcript has 2 exons. Lineage: Eukaryota; Viridiplantae; Chlorophyta; Mamiellophyceae; Mamiellales; Bathycoccaceae.